Messenger RNA from Dichomitus squalens LYAD-421 SS1, 6187 nucleotides. RefSeq names its product seryl-tRNA synthetase. Gene Ontology annotation, biological process: mitochondrial seryl-tRNA aminoacylation; actin filament organization; endocytosis. Gene Ontology annotation, cellular component: mitochondrion. Lineage: Eukaryota; Fungi; Basidiomycota; Agaricomycetes; Polyporales; Polyporaceae. The record is from RefSeq and is a predicted model, not a curated record. Gene Ontology annotation, molecular function: phosphatidylinositol binding; ATP binding; serine-tRNA ligase activity. The coding region runs from base 1648 to 4800 and encodes 1050 amino acids. The transcript is spliced from 24 exons.
AACGACUUCCGAUGUUUCUGCACGAUACCAUCUGAGGUCCGCUUCCUUCAUCGCGGCUGCUCAUCCCGACGUUUUCCUCCCUGCCCAAAACGCCCGACUCGCGCUGUGUCAAACUCGCCUUAGGCUCCUGUGACCCGCAGACCACGUAAAUCCCGCAAGCUUGAGUCACUGAGUUGGCCUUACCGCGGACCUUCCUUCGCCCAAGUUCUCAGGCUCUGCUAGACCCACACUAUUCCACCGUCUGCAGCUUCGCUCACUUAUAGAUGUCGGAAGCCAACGUCGGCACCCCUCUGGCCAACUCUGUCGGCCUGGUGACGCAGUCACCUCUUGCCUUCGCUCUUGUUCUCGUUGGACUGUACUGGGCUCAGAAAAUCAUCCGUGGAGCUGACUCUUCCCGUCCUCCGCGCACACCGUACUGGAUACCAUGGGUUGGAAAUGCAGUAGAGAUGGGCAAGGAUCCAGAUGGAUUCUUUAGUAACAUGACGAAGACACUCGGGCCUAUCUUCCGCGUCACAACGUUGGGCCAGGAAAGGGUGUUCGUAACAUCGCCAUCGCUCAUUAGUCAAGUGUAUCGCGAUUCACAGAACUUCGACUUCCUUGCUGUUCGCGUCGAGAUAGGCCGGCAGGCGUUUUCCAUCGACGAUCGGGUCGGUACGACUCCAUACAUGUUCGACAAUUACAUGCCUGCUCUUCACCACAUCUUGCUCCCUGCCAACAUCAAGUCCAUGACUUCGACAUACCUCCAGAGCGCUCAUGACACGCUUGUCGGCGCCAUCUCUAGCUUGGAUGGGGCGUCUGGCCCCCUCAAGACCAUCAUCAUACCCCCAGCAUACCGCGCCGCCGCCCAUGCCGGUUUCGGUCCAGACUUUCCUGCAGAGAAGACCUGGAAGGGUUUCACAACGUUUGACGAGAGCUUCCACAUGAUCAACGCUGGCCUGCCCAGGUUCCUGUUCCGCAAACAGUUUAAAGCAUGGGAGGGCGUGACAGACAUCAUACAGGCGUAUCUUGAAGAGAAAAAGGACGAGGUCCACGAGCUGAGUCCGUUCCUUCAGGCUGCACUGGAUGGACGUCAAGCCGGUUGGACGGAACGUGACAUCUCCAUCAUUCUUGCCACCCAGCUGUGGGCCCUGCAGGCGAACGCCAUCUGGGCCGCGUACUGGCUCGUCGCCGAACUGCUCCAGCAACCUGACGGUCUCGCUCCCCUCGUCGCCGAGCUGGACGCUGUCCGCAAGCAGUGGCAGGCAGCACACCCGUCCACGCCUUUCGGCCCCGCGUUCUUCGACGACAUGAUCGUGUCGAAUCCCAAGGACGUCCCGCUCCUGUCUUCGGCUAUCCAGGAGACCCUGCGGUAUAGCAGCUCAACGUUUUCUAUGCGUCACGUUACGGCCCCUGUGCAGCUCGGAGGCUACGAGCUGCGCCCGGGCGACAAGGUCAUCUGUGUGACGCGGCAGACCCAUCUGGACGAAGAUAUCUACCCCCGCGCGAAUGAGCUUGAUAUCCGCAGGUAUCUGGACCCCCCACGGCCGGUGAAAGACGGGAAGCCCGUGCCGAAUCACUUCAUGGCGUUUGGCGGUGGAGUGUCCAUGUGCGAGGGCAGGCACUUCGCGAUGACGGAACUCCGGCUGUUCGUUGCGAUCCUUUUGACGUAUGCGACGCUGGAGGUCGACGAGGGCUGUACGACUCGUCCGGAACUCAGCCGGGAGCGGAUGGGAUUGGGUAUCAUGCACGCCAACGGAGACAUGGAUCUAUGCGUCGACUCGGUGGAUGCACAAUGCAUGCCUGAGGCGCUCUUGUUGUCUCAGUCUGCGGGCCUACUCCACCGGGCCCGACCGCGCAGCCACGUCGACGAGUCUGCCAAAGCCCAGGUUGGACUACAGAGACAUCUCCGAGAACGUCGUCUUCAAGUCGCACAACGCCUUCAAUCGAAAAGCGCCCCUGCCCGUCGGCGCGGUCCAGACCGUAGCACGGCUGUAUGAGGAGCAGAAGGACCUGUCGCAGACAUUGAACGCGAAGAGGCACGCGCGUUCGGUUUUCGGUGAGCGGAUACGCACUCUGGCUCAGGACCCGCAGAAGAAGCAGGCCGUGCUGGACGAGGCGAAGGCCCUGAAGGCGGAGAUCUCAGAGCUUGAAGACCGCGUCGCCCAGCUUGAGGACGAGCUGCACACCCUCUCCCUCGCAAUCCCCAACGACACACACCCCGAAGUUCCUAUCGGCCCCGAGUCCGUCGCAGUUACCCUAUCCACCCACGGCCCCGAGCCCAUCCCCGCCUCCCCCGCACGCGACCACGUCUCGAUAUGCCGCGCCCUCGACAUCCUGGACCUCGAGGCCGGCGCGACCGUCACGGGCUCCUCGUGGUACUACCUCAAGAACGAAGCCGCGCUGCUGGAGCUCGCGCUGACCAACUACGCGCUGAGCAUCGCGCUGAAGUACGGGUACACGCCUGUCACGACCCCCGACGUCGUCCGCGCGGACAUCGCGCGGCGGUGCGGCUUCCAGCCGCGUGAUCCCGUCGACGGUGCGGCGUCGCAGAUGUACCAUCUCGCGCACACGGCGGACCCUGCCGCUCUGCCGAGCCACGGUCACCCGGAGCUCGUGCUGGCGGGCACGGCGGAGAUCCCGCUCGCUGGGAUGUUCGCGAACAGGAUCCUAUCUGCGAGCGAGCUGCCUGCGAAGGUCGUCGGGCUGGGGCAUGCGUUCCGGGCGGAGGCUGGCGCCAGAGGGGCGGACACGAGAGGGCUCUAUCGCGUGCACCAGUUUACGAAGCUGGAAUUGUUCGUGGUCUCGGGCGAGGAGUCGAGCGGGGCAGUGAUGGAGGAGAUGCGGAAGAUGCAGGCGGAGAUCUUCGAGGGCCUCGGGUUGUCCUUCAGGGUGCUCGAGAUGCCCACGGAGGAGCUUGGUGCGAGCGCGUACCGAAAGUACGACGCCGAAGCCUGGAUGCCUGGCCGGGGCGGCUGGGGAGAGAUCUCGUCGACCUCGAACUGCACCGACUAUCAGGCGCGUCGCUUGCACAUCCGCUACCGACGACAAACACCUCCGUCGACAGAUGGGUCUUCACAUCCUGCGGAGCAGGCACAGGCAGCUGUUACAUUCGCGCAUACGCUGAAUGGGACAGCGGCUGCCGUGCCUCGCUUGAUCGUCGCUUUGGUCGAGAACGGCGCUGUGUUUGAUGGCUCCGGGACGGUCGUCGGUUUGAAGCUCCCUCGGGCUUUGCAACCGUUCUGGGUCGGCGGCAACCCUCGGGGCUUGGUUCAGUGGGACAUCCCGGGCGGUGCCCCGGCCCCAGCCCCUUCCUCCUUCCCUCCCACUUCUAUCUGCACCAUGACGUCUCUCUACAAGCAGGCCUACUCCGCCUUUGUCAACGAGAAACCACGCUCCUCUAUCACGGAGUGGGUGGAGAUCCUGACAUCCAGCAACUACGACGCAGAAGCAUACGAUGGAAUCCCUGAGAUUGUGGAAUCUAUCAAUAUCCAGGCUACCGGGCCCGCGGAGGCCUCGCGGGCCAUCCGAAAGAAGAUUAAGCAUGGCGACCCACACGCGCAAUACCGCGCUCUCCAUAUACUGAAGGCGUUGGUCGAGAACGGCGGCCCGAAGAUCCAGAGCUCCUUCAACGACCAUAUGCUUAUCGACGCGAUAAAGCAUCUUGCCGCAGACCCCGCCACGGACUCCAAGGUCAAGAAGAAGCUCACGGCCGUCCUCGCCGGGUGGCGCCGCCAGUUCGCGGACGAUCCGUCGAUGCAGUAUGUCGCCAAGUUGUACGACCAGUGCAAGAUGGCGCAGGCAGAUCGUAUCAGCGCGGACAAGCGGGCGAUUGAGCAGGUGAACGCGGGCAUCGGCGUGGAUCCUGAUUACAUAGAGAGAGAGAGGAAGAGGAAGGAAGCGGAGGCUAGGAAGAAGAAAGAGGAGGAGAAGAGGAAGGCAAAGGAGGAGAAAGAGAAGAGAAGGCGGGAGGAGGAGGAGAGGAGGCGUAAGGCAUCACAGCCGAAGACGAAGAGGAAGCCGUUCAACUUCGAGCAGGAGAAGCCUCAGAUCCUCACUGCAAUUGCGAAUGCCUCCCAAGCUGCUAGUAACCUAGUGAACGCCAUGACCCUCGUCAACCCUCAACAAGAGAGUUACGAAUCCAGUACGCGGGUGCAGGAAUGCUUGGUGAAUGUCAAGCAAGCCCGGAAGCAGAUUGUCCGUUACAUUCAGCUCGUGGAGAACGAAGACAUGAUCGGCGUCCUCAUUGAGACGAACGACCGUAUCAUUGCCGCAAUUGAGAAUUACGACCUGCUCACCAAACCAGACACCACCGAGGCGCAGGUGAAGGAGAUCCAAGAGGGCCUCGCUGCCGCGAAGCUUUCCACGGGCGAGCUCGCCAAGCUGCAGGACAAGCAGCGGGCAGCCAUCAACCGGUCAAUCGGACGUUCAGGUACUUCGAGCAUGGGCCCAGGUUCUGGGGACGAGAGCCCGACCAGUCCCUCGAGCCCCUCAUAUGUCCACCCUGACCUGCAAGAUCUUCAGUUUGGCGCACUGGGUUCCGAGCAAAGGGGGCUCCCACCACCGAUACGACCCACCUCGGCUCGUCGCUCUUCGUCCGAAAACGACGACACGUACCGCCGUGGUUCUCUCUCUGACUAUAGCGACUACCAGUCCUCGGACGAGGACACGCAUAACCGUGCAGGACCUUCCUCGAGCGUGCAGCCUCGACGCGGCUAUGUCGACGUCUCGGAUGACGACUCGUCGCACGACGUGCGCCGCGACCCCAAGCAAAGCUUGUUGCGUGACACCGAGGAUCCUUUCGCCGACCCCUUUGCCGAUUAGGAGCACGCAGGAAGUCGACUUUGUUUCAGCGUGUUGUACGAGCUGCGGAAGUCGUGAAUGAGGAGCCGAGGCGUUAUCUCCCAUAUGUAUCAUUGGUAUCUGUGCUUUCUGCGCUACUAUAUUCUGGCUCCAGGGCCCUGCGACGUAUCCUGAUAUCCACCUGUCUGUCAUAGUGUUGGAUGUUGUAUGACAUAUGAAGGCGCGAGUGAAUAGAACCAGAUUCACGAAGACCUCAGAACGACUUCGCGAUGAGGUUCUAUAUCCGUUAAGCAAUUGCACUUUUGAAGAACGGGUCGCAUCAUGAAUGACAUGGCAUCGAACGAGCACUAUCGCUUGCGCUCCACGCGCCAUUUGUACACUCGCGGCUUCCAGGUCUUCUCGUCUACCUUCUUAGGCCUAGGUGCAUCUUCGUCAUCCCCGUCGUCGUCACCGUCGUCAUCGACCUUCUCCACUCCACUGAGUUUCCUCGUCGCGCCCUUGCCCAUGAGCAGCUUUUGCAUCUCGAGCUCGCGCUCAGCGUACCGCAGCUGCUUGUCGCGGAAAAGCCGGGCAGAGAGCUCUUUGAGCAGGCGCGUUCGGUGUUCCUUCUUCGCCUCCGUCGUCUCGAGCGCAGACUCGUUGGCAUCCGUGUCCAUCUCUUCCGUCGCACCCUUCGACUUCCUGCGCUUGCGCUUCGUCUCUUCCAGCUGCUUCCAGCCCAUGUCAACCUCCACCGCUUGUUCGACGUCCAUGCGGUCUUCCUGUGAUUCUGCAGACUUCCUGCUCGCAGAAACCCGCUGUCGUGCUUCUUCCUCGUCUUCGGCAAAUAAGAUAUGUCUCCCCUUCUUGUGAUGCGACUUCCGCCGGGCCCUUUUGGAUGCAGGCGGGACCACGCCCGCUUCACGGAGAACUUCGAGCUCGUGAUCGUCCAGCUCUUCCGCGCCGCCAUCGUCGCCCUCUAAUGGACUAGCCCGGAGAAGGUUCGCAAGCUGACUGAGCUGGGCCUUCAGCUUGUCUAUUUUCUUCAGCCCGGCAGCCCUCAUGGUCCGCAGAUAGUUCUCGUCUUGCGUCUUGAGCACCUUCACUAUGUCCGUAGGCAGCGCUUCGUUUCCUCUGUCUUGGACGUGCACGCCUCCCUCGGUCCUCUCCCUCGUCAUGGAGAAAUAGAAUUCAUCCUUGUUCCUCGUAGCCGCCUUCUCCCGCAGACGGUUGAUCCUAUCCUGCUUCGAGUGGUAGUCUCGUGCACGGAGCACGUAGUCUUUGUGUUUCUCGAGGAUGCCAAGGCGUGUACGGUGAGAGAGCUGAGAACGCUCUUUAUGCGAACGUCUGUGGAGUGAAUUCUUGAGCGAUGACAUGGUGAUCUGAAAAGCGUUGAGACGGAGGAGAAGCCGUGUUGUAGGAAGGUGAG